AUGAACAGAAAUGCGAAAAACGUGGAACCACAACACCUCAUCUCACCAUCGUCCGGCCACCAAACACAAACGUGGGUAAAUCUGGCCCUCUUAUUCCUGGGGCUGCUUUCCUCUGGCCACCAGGCUCAGCAGGAUCUACCGCAUUGCCUACGGUAUUUUUACGUGGGGGGGCGAAUACACGACUCCACCCGGGGCCAGCGAACCCCUUCGCACCGGGCAGAUACAGGCACCAACUGGCGGAACAAGCCAGACGGUCAGCCAGGCUGGGCUGCCUACUUCCUGGCCCAGGGCUACGAAUGCUACCUGCUCGACCAGCCCUUCCGCGGUCGCAGUCCGCGCCAGUCCUGGAAUGGCGAGGUGGACGCGUACUCGACCGAGCAUUUGCAGCGAUACUUCACGGCCCCGGGGCGAUAUGCGCUGUGGCCCCAGGCCAAGCGGCACACGCAAUGGCCGGGGUCGGGGGUGAUCCACGACCCCAUCUUUGACGCCUAUUUCGCCAGCACGGUACCCUUUGUCAACGAUAGCGUCAUCCAGGAGACCGCCAUGCAAAAAGCCGGUGUCGCACUGCUCGAUCACAUCGGGACCUCCGUGAUUCUCCUGGCGCAUUCGCAGGGCGGCAUCAUGGGCUGGCUGCUCGCCGAUCAACGGCCGGAGCUGGUGCGUAUGAUGGUUUUCCUGGGACCGGGAGGGCCACCGUUUCGCGAUGUCGCCUUUGGCAAUGGAAGUGCUCGUGCGUAUGGCUUGACGAAUAUUCCGAUCGCCUAUUCUCCGGCGGUGGUUGAACUCGCCGUCGACUUGGUGACGACCACUAUCCCUGCCAACCAGCCAGAUGGGGUGGCCUGUCUGAUCCAAGCAGACACUCCGCCCCCGCGACAGCUAGCAAAUUUGUCCAAAUUACCCGUGAUGCUGGUCACCUCGGAGGCGUCGUAUCAUGCGCAGGUACGACGGGUGCACGAGAUGCGUGGUAACGGCCAUAUGAUGUUUCUGGGUGCCAAUAGCGAUAGCAUUGCCGCGCUGAUUCAAAAGAAGAUCGAAAUGAUAGCUGAGGCGGAGACGUCUUAGCUGGCACGUGGAUGGAUUUCAGAAUGCCUUGGAACAUCUUGAUGCCUGCAUGCCUGCAUGCCUUAGUGCCUUGCAACCUGGGGAAAUGGCACCAACUGCUCCCCGCACCGCAAGUCAUCGAGGCCUUGAAACCAUCGAGAUUAUCUUUGACCACCCAGUCAGAUACAAGGCGUAGCUGUGAGUUUGAAAAAGACACAAAACAAC
Messenger RNA from Aspergillus saccharolyticus JOP 1030-1, 1266 nucleotides. Its product is annotated as alpha/beta-hydrolase. The transcript has 3 exons. The record is from RefSeq and is a predicted model, not a curated record. The coding region runs from base 1 to 1062 and encodes 353 amino acids. NCBI's taxonomy places the organism in Eukaryota, Fungi, Ascomycota, Eurotiomycetes, Eurotiales, Aspergillaceae.